ACCUUUUUCAGUUUUAAAUUAAAUAUCAUAAGUUCUUCAAUACAUGAUGGUUCUGCUUGAAAAUGAUGCGUUUCUUAUCGAAUUGACAACACUAUAUCAAAAGAGCAGAACUUCAGGAACUGUUAAUUUAACUAUGAAGAAAUAUGAUGGACGAACAAAACCAACACCAAAACCAGAUAAACCUAGCCGAACAAGACCUUCUUCGCCACUUGAACCAGUUCAACACGACUUAUGUUUGAUACGAGCGAGCAAUGGAAAAAAGAAAAUCAGCACAGUCGUUACCGCUAAAGACAUUAAUCGAUUUCAAAUGGCAUACACAAGCGUAUUACGAGGAAAUUUUGAUGCGCUAAAGAAAAGAGACAGAAAAAAAGCAAAAGCUCCUACAAAGUCUCCACAAACAUGAAUUCUUAAUAUUGUUGGAAGUGUCCAUCAAUCAAACUGAAUUUCCUGAUGCAGUAAAUUUUGGAUUACAAAUUUAUAUGUUAUUUAAAUUCCUGGAGAAAUAACUUAUUGGAUUGAUUGAACAUCUCUAACGGUCUUAGUGCAAUCAUGUUACAGACCGGUCAACAAGAUAUGAGAGAAAAGACCUGAAUAUCAGGACAAUAUUGUGUGGUGUUUUACAGAUUAAGAUUUUUAUGCUUUUGUUGGGGUUCCGGUGGGAAUUGUUUUAUUGUAAAUAAAUUAUCCAGUCAUCAUGA
This is a messenger RNA of Styela clava, 698 nucleotides long. RefSeq names its product signal recognition particle 14 kDa protein-like. Gene Ontology annotation, cellular component: signal recognition particle, endoplasmic reticulum targeting. Gene Ontology annotation, molecular function: 7S RNA binding; endoplasmic reticulum signal sequence receptor activity. Lineage: Eukaryota; Metazoa; Chordata; Ascidiacea; Stolidobranchia; Styelidae. The record is from RefSeq and is a predicted model, not a curated record. Gene Ontology annotation, biological process: SRP-dependent cotranslational protein targeting to membrane.